CCUGCGGCAAUCGGAUCGAUCGGAGUUCGCAUCUACGCCGCGGCGGUUCUUUUCGAUCGCUUCGGAACGCGAUGAGAGGUUGCCUUUGCUACCUGUCUUCAGGGGAUACCGUCGUAAAUAGCAGCGAUCUUUGGAUAUGUCGUGUCUGCGAUAUACCGGUAUGCUGUAUAAAUGGGGGGUAAUUGUCAUGGCUCCUGGAGAUCGGGUAUGCGACAGUCAUAGACUCAGUCACAGCGCCAGACAUGGACCACUUCGACGCAGACUCGCUGCGAUCCUACCCAUCCACUGUCGCAUUGGAUAACUUCCCUCCCUCAAACGCGAUUUCGCCAUGGCGAUCAUCUUCCUCUUCCGCUCCCACCGUUGAAGACGAAUCGCGAGAGGGGCACAGGCGACGGCCCAGCGAGAUCCUCCUCGGAUUCCCCCGCCCUCCUAGCCGUGCACAUGUCGCAACGAAAACUCUCAUCUCGAGGCCGUCUGUCAAGACGCUUCGUAGGAAUUUUAUGAUUCACGAGCUGCCUCUUCUUCAACAGCCUAACCCGUACUAUGACGAAUCUGAAGAGUUCAAUCCUGUCUAUGACCCUGGCUUAUCCUAUGAUCUGAUUGCACCAUCGCACGAUACGGACGAAGCUCCGCCGCUUCAUGACCUUGAGCGUCUCGCUGAUCUCGUAUUCUCAUCGGAGCAUAUGCUUACCGUUCUGAACAACCCGCGCUAUCUUGCGCAAUUUCGCGAAUUUCUGCUUGAGGAGCGUCCCCGCUCUCUCCAUCGGUUGACUUAUUAUUUGACGGGGCGCAAGGCUCUCAAGGCAAUCGACUACGCGAACGGCUUGGUGCGAUGCGUCGUCGAUGAUGCUCAGCCGAAAUCAUCAACGUCGGGGUUGUUAGGACAGAAGAUCGGAGAAAUCGCCCAUCCGGCACUGCAACAACGAGUACAGGAGGCUCUCAAGGUACUCACUGACGAGGAACUCCCUGCAUUUAUUACCUCGCGCUGCAUCGGCAUUACCAGCCGGGUAGUGGAGGAAAGGGUCAGGGGGACCUUACCGAAAAGAUUUCAAAGAACAGACGAGGAGAAGGGGUUGGCGGAGGUAUUCUGUCUUACGGAUCCAUCGAGGCGGGACAAUCCGAUAGUUUUUGCUUCGGAGGAAUUCCAUCGCACGACACAGUAUGGAAUGGACUACGUGCUUGGUCGGAAUUGCCGGUUUUUGCAGGGACCAAAGACAAAUGCGAAUAGUGUGAGGAGAAUUAGGGAGGCGAUAGAAGCGGGGAGGCAUCAUUCAGAGUUGUUUCUGAAUUACCGUCGGGAUGGCUCACCAUUUAUGAAUCUCCUCCAAUGUGCUCCACUAUGCGACAGCCAUGGCAGAGUGAGGUACUUUAUUGGUGCUCAGAUCGAUGUUAGUGGAUUGGUUAUGGACGGCGUCCAGAUGGAAUCGCUGCGAGAUUUGCAACAGCAACAGAUGAGAGAUGGUGUUGAAGUGACAGAUGCACCCCUUGGGAUCCAGAAAGACGAGUUUCGUGAUUUGAGUGAGCUAUUCAGUCCACGCGAGUUGAAGGUCACCCAAGAUAUUGGAGGAAGUCUCUUCCAGCCAGUGACUUCUCCGGCAUUGCGCAAUAGCUCCCGGACAAAGUGGUCUGUUGCCGAUGGCGAGGAUUCUGUUGAGCCGAAGGCGAAAAGAGAGACAAGCAUCAUGACAGGUACAGCGUUGGUGGGCGCUUACGAGAAUUAUCUUCUCGUCCGACCUUAUCCAUCCCUAAGGAUAUUGUUUACUUCGCCGUCGCUUCAAAUUCCUGGAAUACUACAGUCCUCUUUCCUCUCUAGAAUUGGGAGCAGUGCAGCAGUCAGGGAUGAAUUGCUGCAUGCAUUAAUGAGCGGACGGAGCGUCACGGCGAGAAUCAAAUGGUUGACGAGAUAUAAUGCACAGGGGAGGGAUAGAUGGGUUCAUUGCACGCCGCUGCUGGCAAGUAAUGGGGAGGUGGGAGUUUGGAUGGUGGUCGUUGUAGACGAUGAUGAGUGACAUUAACCGUCACUAUGUUCGUGAAUUGCACAUGGGCACAUCUGAGUAAUAGUGAAUAUAGAGAUAAAACUGAUCACGUGCUCAUGAAAGCGUGAUUCCCAUCGAUAACAU
Molecule: messenger RNA, 2120 nt
Organism: Aspergillus welwitschiae
Lineage: Eukaryota; Fungi; Ascomycota; Eurotiomycetes; Eurotiales; Aspergillaceae
Exons: 4
Coding region: 243-2009 (588 amino acids)
Cellular component (GO): nucleus
Source: RefSeq, a predicted model, not a curated record